This is a messenger RNA of Aspergillus heteromorphus CBS 117.55, 3558 nucleotides long. RefSeq names its product Zn(II)2Cys6 transcription factor. Gene Ontology annotation, molecular function: sequence-specific DNA binding; DNA-binding transcription factor activity, RNA polymerase II-specific; zinc ion binding. Bases 289 to 3513 code for a protein of 1074 amino acids. Gene Ontology annotation, biological process: positive regulation of transcription by RNA polymerase II; DNA-templated transcription. The transcript is spliced from 3 exons. The record is from RefSeq and is a predicted model, not a curated record. NCBI's taxonomy places the organism in Eukaryota, Fungi, Ascomycota, Eurotiomycetes, Eurotiales, Aspergillaceae.
GUCGUCCAGAUAAUAUCGCUUGCCGUCCCUAUCAGCUCGGGAACCCAUCGGGACAGCACUGGCGAGCCAGCUCUCCGUCGAAUCGCUGUCCCCGGAUAUCGACGCGGAUAAGUCCGUCCUCGAUCAGAGAGACCAGCACGGAAUACAUAGCGCAUGACUUAUCAUGAAUGCUGAUUCGUUCCUGGAUCUCCGGUAUACCACCUCCCCGCCUCGCUCGACCGAUCGCAGAAUCCUCCCCUCGAGACAUGGUCGCACGCCCGCGCGCUCCCCCCUCGUACUUUUCUCGCCAUGCUGAACCCGGAUUCUCCGCCAUCCCCGGCCUCCCUGGGGAGAAAACGUCCACACCCGUCCACUGAGCCUGCUGAAAACCCGUCCGAGCCGUCGGCGCAAUCCCAGCAGCCCCCUGCCAGCGAUGGCCCCGUGAAGCUGCCCUCCGCUCCCUCUACCUCUGUCUCUGCCUCCGCCUCCGCCUCCAAUUCCUCUUCUUUCCGCAAUGUUUCCGCCUGCAAUCGUUGCCGCCUACGGAAGAACAAAUGUGACCAACGGCUCCCGCGAUGUCAGUCCUGCGAGAAGGUUGGCGUCCGCUGUGUUGGAUAUGACCCGAUAACGAAACGCGAAAUCCCCCGCAGCUACGUGUACUUCCUCGAGUCUCGCGUGGCAUACUUAGAAAAACUCCUGCUGGAUCAUGAGAUAGAGUACAAGGACCCGGUCGCAUUUGACGAGGAAGAGGCUGUCAGAGUGGAGGCCGGAUUGGACACUGCUAAAGCUCCGAUAGUCAACUCGGAAGGCUCGGGUUCUGCGGGUGGCGAGGAGGCCGUGGAUGGAAGUGAAGGAUGGGUGAAAAAAGAGAAAGAUGGUGUCCUACAAAGAAGAGAUAAGAGCAACCAGAGUGGUCAGGAUUCGGAAAACAACCAGGAUCCUCACAAGGAAGACAAUUGGAGGAUACAUAACCUGGUAUCGAACAUAGGGAUGGUGUCCGUGCAAGGGACGUCCGAUCCGAGAUACCUGGGUUCGACGUCUGGUAUCUCCUUCGCUCGCGUGGUUUUUGCUGCCGUCAAGAGCUCCGUGUCAGGAAACGCUGCUGAGCGCGCGCCAAUGCGCCCUAAUGAACGGCUGCCGCAUAGUGCUACGGGGACAGGUGGGAGUAGCAUGCGCGAUUCUUUCUUUGGGUUGCAAACAAGACCAAUGAUGGAAUGCGCGGCAUUCCCAGACCGAGACCUGGCCGAGAAACUGGUCAAUCUCUAUUUUGAACACGCCAAUCCACAAAUGCCCAUCCUUCACCGGACUGAUUUCAUGGAGAUGCUUGAUCGUACAUACUCGCUAGAUGCAAAUAACCGCUCCCCUCGCAGUCUCUACAUUCUCAAUAUUGUAUUUGCUAUCGGUGCUGGCAUCAUCUUCGAGGACAAACCGUCCUCAGAUGUCAAGCAGGAGGAUCGCGACCACUCGCCGUCUUCGUCCACUUCCAAAAGGCCUCGGUUAUCAAGCCACCAGCACCAACCGGAAGAGUACCAUGCAUCCGCUAUCGUUCACCUGGAGUCUUUCUUGGGUAAUACUGCCGCCGGAGAUGGAUCGGGCGCUCUGGAAGAGCUACAGGCCGUGCUUCUUCUCGCUAGUUUUGCCCUUCUUCGACCUGUGGCGCCUGGGCUUUGGUACAUUGUUGGUGUCGCCACGCGACUGGCUGUUGACCUUGGACUUCACUAUGAAGAUGGAACGGACCUUGAUACGCCUGGAGAAGAGGGGUCCAAUCGCACACCAGCCAAGAGUGCGGGUAAGUCCAAGAUGCGUAUCGACACUCGCGAACUCGGGCGGCGCGAAUGGGUCCGUGAUCUUCGCCGGCGACUGUGGUGGUGCGUAUACAGCUUCGACCGUCUAGUCAGUUGCUGUGUUGGCCGUCCUUUCGGCAUCAGCGACCAGGCUAUCAGUACCGAGUUCCCUUCCCUGGUGGAAGAUAAGUAUAUCACCAAGUCGGGGAUAGUAACGCCCCCUGCCGGCGCUCCGAGUUACAAACACUCAGCCCACCAUUACUUCAAAUUGCGGCUCUUGCAAUCCGAGAUUCAGGACGUGCUUCAAUAUCAACAAGCACGCUUCAUAAAACAAAAAGCUCCGUAUGGGAGCAGGAGACAUCUACGUCCCGAUAUUUCAUCCCCCUUCCUUCAAGGCUUCGAUUCCUUCCGAUCCUGGCGCAUAGACAUUCACAGGCGGCUGGUGGAGUGGCAGCAGAGUGCACCCACACGUCGUGAUACUGGUGUGAGGUUUCCUCCCGAGUUCCUCGAAUUGAACUACUGGCAGGCAGUCAUCAUGCUCUACCAGCAGAGCUUGACGGUGCCCGCGGAACUGGCAGACGAGAUGAUGCCGGCGGAGGAUGUUUCAAGUCCAUCAUUCUCCAACGUGGAUGAGGCGGAAGACGAAGAUGACAUCUAUUACAAGGUCGCAGAAGCUGGUCAAAAGGUGAUCCGCAUUUACCGUCAAAUGCAUCGAGUGCGGCUGGUCAACUAUACCUAUCUGGCUACACACCACAUUUUCAUGGCGGGCAUCUCGUUUUUAUAUGCAAUCUGGCACUCUGCCCUGGUUAGAAGCCGCCUGACCCUCGAUGAAGUGGACUUCACUGUACUUGCAGCAACGUCUGUUCUUGGGGACCUCACGCACAAAUGCCCACCCGCAGAGGCAUGUCGCGACGCUUUCGAGCGUAUGAGCAAAGCGACUGUCCAGAUGUGUCUGUCUACAACUGGGUUCGGAUCCCAGGUCGACCUAGCCCGGAUACAGGCCGAAGCGGCAGCACAACGACAGGCCAAUGCUUUCCAGGCCAACCAAACAAGACAAUACGGAGGACACUCCAUGGACCAUCGACAGAUCGCCCCCUCUGGCGUGGCCCGGCGGCAAGGCCAACCACGGCCAUCGCGCCCGGUGCCACGAUUCGACAUGAACCUCGGAGACCUAUUCGGCGAAAGCAGCACCGCAGCAGACCGACCAAACAACGGACCUCGAAAGCCAAUGCCGUACCCUGUCCGAUCCGACAUGCCCGACUCUUCUGCGCCCAGCUAUUCUGACCGCGCAAUGCGCCCACACCCGCAACGAACGCCCUCAAUGGAAUACUACUCCUAUGAACACCCAGCCUCUCCACAGAUGAAGCCCCCACCCCCCCAGCAACAACCACAAUACUACUACGGCAACUCCCCCCAACCAAGCGCAUCGCCCAACAGCGUCGGCGCCAACCCCAACCCCACCCAAUACCACACCCCAGACAACGAGCACCCGCCGACAGCCCUCAUGGACUUUCUCGACUACGACCCCACCGCGGCGGACGGCCACGUGCCCGGCUCCGACGAAAACGCCGAAUACGGCCUCCAGGCGAUGCCCUCGUUAGGACAUGGCGCUGGUCAUAGCGUCGGGAUCGACCUCGGAUUCGGCAUGGCGAUGGACUACCAACAUGAUUGGCGCGAGAACGCCAACUACGACAUCCUCGAAGGUUACUUUUUCGGUGGUGCCGGAAAUGGCCCGCCUGGUGAGGAAUAGAUCAGAUUACCUAUCAAUCUAUCAAUCUAUCAAUCACUCAAUCAA